AUGGGUUACGAAGAUUCUGUCUACCUCGCCAAGCUCGCUGAGCAGGCCGAGAGAUACGAAGAAAUGGUAGAGAACAUGAAGUCCGUUGCUUCUGAGGACCAAGAAUUGUCCGUCGAAGAGCGAAAUCUCCUAUCUGUCGCCUACAAGAAUGUCAUUGGCGCUCGCCGUGCUUCGUGGAGAAUCGUCACCUCGAUCGAGCAAAAGGAGGAGUCGAAAGGCAACUCAUCCCAAGUUGGACUCAUCAAGGAGUACCGUCAAAAGAUCGAGGCCGAGCUCGCAAAGAUCUGCGAAGAUAUCCUCGAGGUUCUUGACAAGCACCUGAUUCCUUCCGCCAAGAGCGGAGAAUCAAAGGUUUUCUACCACAAGAUGAAGGGAGAUUACCACCGUUACCUUGCCGAGUUCGCCAUUGGCGACAAGCGAAAGGAGUCUGCCGACAAGUCCCUUGAGGCCUACAAGAACGCAACCGAAGUUGCUCAGACCGACCUUGCGCCAACACACCCCAUUCGUCUUGGUCUUGCCCUCAACUUCUCCGUUUUCUAUUAUGAGAUUCUUAACUCGCCCGACCAGGCAUGCCACCUCGCCAAGCAGGCAUUUGAUGAUGCUAUUGCUGAACUUGAUACCCUCAGCGAGGAAAGCUACAAAGACUCCACAUUGAUCAUGCAGCUCCUGAGAGACAACUUGACCCUCUGGACUUCCUCCGAGGCCGAGCCAACUGCUGAGACAAGCAGCGCGGCGCCUGCCGAGUCCAAGGAGGCCCCUGAGGCUGCUGCCCCAUCGGAGACUAAGGCUGAGGCUGAGUAG
Messenger RNA from Lachnellula hyalina, 801 nucleotides. Its product is annotated as 14-3-3-like protein. The record is from RefSeq and is a predicted model, not a curated record. NCBI's taxonomy places the organism in Eukaryota, Fungi, Ascomycota, Leotiomycetes, Helotiales, Lachnaceae. The transcript is spliced from 5 exons. Gene Ontology annotation, cellular component: cytoplasm. Bases 1 to 801 code for a protein of 266 amino acids. Gene Ontology annotation, biological process: signal transduction.